CCCAGCCUCAGCCCAGGUGCGCCCUCCCCCUCAAGACCUAGUCCAGUCCGCACCCACUUCUGGGCCGCAGCCAAGUGCCCAGCGCAGAGCCAGGAGGCCGCACACCCCGCAGGCGCCGCGGAGCAGCGAGGUUCCCGGCAGACGCGCUCGGCGCAGUCCUCGCCUCGGCUGGGCCAUGAAGGUCGAGUUUGCGCCGUUCAACAUUCCGCUGGCGCGGCGGCUGCAGACCGCGGCGGUGCUGCAGUGGGUCCUGACCUUCCUGCUGCUCGCGGAGGUGUGCUUUGGGGUCAUUGUGCUCCUGAUCAUUCACAACUACUGGUUCCUCUACGUCCCUUAUUUGACCUGGCUUUACUUUGACUGGCGAACUCCAGAGCAAGGAGGCAGGAGAUCCGACUGGGUCAGAAGCUGGACUGUUUGGAGGUACUUUAAGGACUAUUUUCCAAUCCAUCUCAUCAAAACGUGGGAUUUGGAUCCAAGUCGCAACUACAUAUUUGGGUUUCACCCCCAUGGAGUGCUUGUUGCUGGAGCCUUCGGAAACUUCUGUACAAAUUAUUCAGACUUCAAGGAGCUGUUUCCCGGCUUUACCGCGUAUCUUCAUGUGCUCCCGUUUUGGUUCCGGUGUCCCCUCUUCCGAGAAUAUCUAAUGAGCAGUGGGUCAGUCUCAGUUUCCAAGAAAAGUGUGUCCCACGUGCUAAGCAAAGAGGGAGGUGGAAACAUCUCAGUCAUUGUCCUUGGGGGAGCAGAAGAAUCACUGGAGGCCCAUCCUGGAAAAUUCACUCUGUUCAUCCGCCAGCGGAAGGGAUUUGUGAAAAUUGCUUUGACCCAUGGUGCUUAUCUGGUGCCAGUGUUUUCUUUUGGUGAAAAUGAACUAUUUAAACAAGUUAGCAACCCUGAAGGCUCCUGGCUUCGAACUGUGCAGGAGAAACUACAGAAGAUCAUGGGAUUUGCUUUGCCACUGUUCCACGCUAGAGGAAUUUUUCAGUACAGUUUUGGCCUAAUGCCCUAUAGGAAGCCCAUCCACACUGUUGUUGGCCGCCCAAUCCCUGUUCGUCAGACCCCACACCCAAGCCCAGAGCAGAUUGAGGAGUUGCAUAAGACCUACAUGGAGGAGCUGAGGAAAUUAUUUGAAGAACACAAAGGGAAGUAUGGUAUUCCAGAACAUGAAACUCUCGUUUUUAGGUAACUGUCCUCCUUAAAGGUAUACAGGAGGAUGAGGGGACAUCCCACUGAAAGACUGGGUAUUUUCAACAAGUUACUUUUUAAAAAUUUGACUAUGGAAUCAAAUUUACAACUGAAAAGUAUUAUUUAUGUUGACAAAUGUCGAUGUUUCUCUGUGGUCACUGAAAAUCCAGUGGGUGACUCUAGGGUAAGCUUGGAGAUGAUUAUAAGCCUUUUACUAAUCUUCCUCAUUUAGGAAGGUAAACAUUGUUUUAUAAGUUAAGGAAAGGUUUAGAAUUAUUCAUGUGCUUAAAAAAAUGACAGCUUCAAAAAAUGAUUAGACCCUUUUACUGAACAUGACAAUAAUUUAAUGUGGUGUUUUCACUGAG
Camelus dromedarius (Arabian camel) is the source of this 1547-nucleotide messenger RNA. It is a transcript of the gene MOGAT1, whose product is annotated as monoacylglycerol O-acyltransferase 1. Gene Ontology annotation, cellular component: endoplasmic reticulum membrane. Gene Ontology annotation, biological process: triglyceride biosynthetic process; diacylglycerol biosynthetic process. Gene Ontology annotation, molecular function: diacylglycerol O-acyltransferase activity. Bases 176 to 1183 code for a protein of 335 amino acids. The transcript has 6 exons. The record is from RefSeq and is a predicted model, not a curated record. NCBI's taxonomy places the organism in Eukaryota, Metazoa, Chordata, Mammalia, Artiodactyla, Camelidae.